AUGUAUUUUCGUCAUUUUUAUUUUCUUUUUCUCAUUUCACCCUCUUUUUUUUCUUUAAAUUUUCUUUCCUUUCGUAUAAUAAUAAACUUUUUUCUUUCUUUCUUCCUUCAUAUUGUGUUACUCAUUCUUUGCUUUUUGCUUUUAUUUUCUUACUUUUUCUCUCUUGUGUGCUCACAUCUUUUUUCGUGGUUUUAUUCUUUUCUUCUCAUUUCAUUCUUUCUCUCUUACUUUCUUUUUUUCUUUCUUUCUCUCUUACUUUCUUUUUUCUUUCUUUCUUUCUUUCUUUCUUUCUUUCGUAAUUAUUCUUUUAGUUUAUUUCUUUUUUUUUUCUUCUUCGGUACUAUCUAUCUAUCUAUCUCAGUGUAUUCCUUAUCUAUCUAUCUAUCUAUCUAUCUAUCUAUCUAUCUAUCUAUCUAUCUAUCUAUCUAUCUAUCUCAGUUUAUUCCUUAUCUAUCUAUCUAUCUAUCUAUCUAUCUAUCUAUCUAUCUAUCUAUCUCAGUUUAUUCCUUAUCUAUCUAUCUCAGUUUAUUCCUUAUCUAUCUAUCUAUCUAUCUAUCUAUCUAUCUAUCUAUCUAUCGUCCUUCAUAUUUUUAG
Acanthosepion pharaonis is the source of this 594-nucleotide messenger RNA. The record is from the annotation of a GenBank genome assembly. NCBI's taxonomy places the organism in Eukaryota, Metazoa, Mollusca, Cephalopoda, Sepiida, Sepiidae.